AUGACAGGGCUUGCGGUGAGGGGGGGGCUCAGGUUUAAGUGUCUCUACCUGUUCGCCCGUGUGAAGCAGAAGACAUCCAGACGAGGCUCGACGAGGCUCUGCUCUGAACAGAACAGGUUGAACAUCUGCGAAAACACCAGCAUCAUGUCAGAACAAGAUGACAGAAACCGGGUGUUUCGAACUACCAGGGUGCGGACGUCACUGAAAAAUGAUGUCAGUUGGAUCCAGAAAUCAGCACCAGAAAAGAACGAGGAAGACGGUGCAAGGACGGAGCAGCAGGCUGCGGAGACCAGACCUGGCCUUCUCCGUUUGAAUUCAUACGUCCUAUCCACGGCCAAGAAAUUUGAAUCAUUAGCUUCUCCACAGAGCCCUCCCCACCAAAACACACACUUCAUUCCAUCCAAAAGGCCCCAAGCACCAACAGAAGAGCUUAUCCAAAGAGGUGAGGAACAACCAGAAAAAUCUCUUGCCAACACAACAGCAGAAAAUAAGGAAGAAAAUGCUGACCAGUCAAACGUAGAACUCAAUGGGGGCACCACUGAGGUCUCUGUGGAUAUUCAUGUGAACGAACAUAUCUUCAAUGGUGAGGCACAACCAGUUCCUUCAAUAAAAGAGGCUGUGGCGCCAGCUGAACACCCAGUCAUCAGCACAACCGCAGAAAACAAGGGAGAAUAUGCUGAUACAGCAGAUGACCAGUCUAAUGUAGAACAAAGUGAGGUCAAGGUCUCCGCAGAUGCUCAUGUGGAAAGUCCUGCAGCAGAAACCUUUGCUGCAGCUGGCACAGAGGAGUGUAAAGACACUGCUGAAAUCCUUCUGAAACCUCAAGAGGUACCUUCAAGCGAAAUAGAGUCAGCAAAUGCGACAAAGUUAGAGGAUGCAGGAGUAGAACCUACUGUACAACAUGCAGAGAGGAGUUGUGAGAAAUGUCCUCCAGAAGCUGUUAUUGCGGUGGAGUCAUCACCUGAUGAGAGUGAUGUGAUUAAUGCAACGCCAGAAGAAGAGGCUGCUGUGCAACAAAUUGUGGAACCAGUUGCUGAUCUAGUGGCAGACUUUGUAUCUAAAUUGCCCCCUCAACCUGCUGCUGAAGCUGCUACAGAUGGGAAUCAAGACAAAGGUCCUCCACAACAGGCUGUUCUGGAAACUGUUGAAACUAUAACUGAGGUUAAUGUGGUGUCAGUGCCUGAGGCACCUGCUGUGAUUGAGGCAGCAGGAGAAGAAGCUGUUGUUCAACAAAGUGUGGAACAGGUUCCUGACUUGGUGGUUGAAUAUGUAUCCGAAUUGCCCCCUGAACCUGCUGCUGAAGCUGCUACAGAAGGGGGUCACGAUGAAGGUCCUCCAGAAAAGGCUUCAGAAGAAAGUGUUGAAGCUGUAGUGACGGUUGAGGUGGAGUCAUCGCCUAAUGAAAGUGAUGUGGUUAAUGCAACACCAGAAGAAGAGGCUACUGUCCAACAGAGUGUGGAAUCAGUUCCUGAUCUAGUGGCAGAAUCUGUUUCUAAACUGCCCCCUCAACUUGCAGCUCCAGCAAAGGGGAGUCAUGACAAAGAUCCUCCAGAACAGGCUGUUGUUGAAACUGUUGAAACUAUAACUGAGGUUAAUGUGGCGUCAGUGCCUGAGGCACCUGCUGUGAUUGAGGCAGCAGGAGAAGAAGCUGUUGUUCAACAAAGUGUGGAACAGGUUCCUGACUUGGUGGUUGAAUCUGUAUCCGAAUUGCCCCCUGAACCUGCUGCUGAAGCUGCUACAGAGGGGAGUCAUGAUAAAGGUCCUCCAGAACAAGCUGCUGAAGAAGCUGUUAACCCGGAAACUGAGGUUAAUGUGGCAUCAUCACCUGCUGUGACUGAUGCAGCAGGAGACGAUACUGCUGUCCAAGACAGUGUGGAACAGAUUCCUGACUUGGUGGUCGAAUCUGAAUCCGAAUUGCCCCCUCAACCUGCUGUCGAAACUGCAGCCAUUUAUGCAGCCUCAACAGAGCCAGUUUUACAGACAAGAGCUGAAGAGGUAGUUGAGUGUGAAGUCCAGCCUGCUAAUAACACUGUUGUUGAGCAAAGCAUCGAGCUGCCACAUGAGAGCACACCAGGUCGCAAGGUGGAGCCGUGUAUCAAGGAUGCGCUUGAACCUACAACAGCUCCAGAAGCUGAAGCUGCUCAGGAGUUCACUUACAGAGCCAUUGAACUGACAGAUGCAUUGGAUGUAAAACCACCUGCACCAGAAGAUGAAGCUGCUCAGGAGUUCACUUACAGAGCCAUUGAACUGACAGAAGCAUUGGAUGUGGAACCACCUCCACCUGAAGCUGCUGAUGAACCUCUGAAAUCUCCAGAACAAUCCCACACCGAGGAGAUGACACCAGCCAUCUCUGACAUGCUCCAAACGCCGGUAGAGGAGCCACCAUCCAGAGAAAUCCUGUAUGAAACCAGGGAGAGCAUAAGUGUUUGUUCAGUCUGUGACAAAAUAAUUGGAAAUAUCAAGAUCUCAUUCAGUGAACCCCCGGUAAUCUACCACCCUGAAUGUCUGAAGUGUGGUGUGUGUGAUAAGGCCCUGGGAGAUAUGCUGACCCCCAUGUUUUUGCAUAACCAAGUGAUCCAAUGUGAUGGCUGCUUUGCAAAAACUCACAAGACCUCAAGCCUAACUGGGACAAAUAUGUCAUCAGAGACGACCCAAAGCAUACUGUGAUUAAUGUGUUGUUUGGACUGAGAAGUUCACCACUGCUGCCUUAACUCUGUAUUCUGUGUUCUGAACCAAUUUCUGUAUGUUUUUUUAGGACAUAGUUUAUUGUCAGCCUGUAAUGAAAAGAUUUGGCAGUAUAUUGUUUAUUGUAGUAAUUGCCAAAGUUGCUUAAAUGAAAUACAAUCGAGAUGAAAGAUUUCUUUUUAUUGCAACAUACUGUACAUGGUUAAAAUAAAAAUCACAAAUGACUGCGUCAGAUGUAAAUGGUUUAAUCAGCCUUAAUUUCUAAUGAGCACACACAACACAGCCCAGCUCAGUGAGUAGCAGGGCUUAGAC
Larimichthys crocea (large yellow croaker) is the source of this 2997-nucleotide messenger RNA. RefSeq names its product probable serine/threonine-protein kinase kinX. The transcript is spliced from 9 exons. Bases 1 to 2667 code for a protein of 888 amino acids. The record is from RefSeq and is a predicted model, not a curated record. NCBI's taxonomy places the organism in Eukaryota, Metazoa, Chordata, Actinopteri, Sciaenidae.